AUGGAUGGAUUCUUAUCUACGUUGUGUUGUCCCAGCGCAGCCCAGGAAAAAGUAGUGCCUGCUCCAACCGAAAUUCAAGUACCGGAUCCACCAGAGUCACACUCGGUUGCCAAGAGAAAAAGGUUAACAAGGAAAAAGGUAAGAAAUGACAAGGAAAAGGUUGAAAAGGUGCUUUAUACGCAAAACAACGAGACAUUCCACAAUGUUUUCGCGGACAAACUGCUCAUGUUUAACAACCGUGGAGUAACUGAUAAAGCUUCCAGACCAGCUGAAAAUGAAUUCAUAUCAGCUUCCAUGCAACCAAGAUUACCGAAUUCCGAACGUCAUAUGCCAGGAAAAGUCGGCCCUUAG
This is a messenger RNA of Sphenostylis stenocarpa, 351 nucleotides long. The record is from the annotation of a GenBank genome assembly. NCBI's taxonomy places the organism in Eukaryota, Viridiplantae, Streptophyta, Magnoliopsida, Fabales, Fabaceae.